This is a messenger RNA of Thunnus maccoyii (southern bluefin tuna), 2289 nucleotides long. RefSeq names its product ubiquitin carboxyl-terminal hydrolase 2-like. The transcript is spliced from 12 exons. The record is from RefSeq and is a predicted model, not a curated record. Gene Ontology annotation, molecular function: cysteine-type deubiquitinase activity. Lineage: Eukaryota; Metazoa; Chordata; Actinopteri; Scombriformes; Scombridae. Gene Ontology annotation, cellular component: cytoplasm. The coding region runs from base 145 to 1401 and encodes 418 amino acids. Gene Ontology annotation, biological process: protein deubiquitination.
AGCACACAUACCACCUCUGUUAUUUUCUAAUACAGGAAGGUUGCGUACGGGAGCAGAAGAGACUGACAGCCCCGAAAUACAGAAUAAAACGACAAGCGAUUGAUUUUUCCUUGACAACAUCUUCAAUAAAGAGCCUCUCAGUGGAUGACAAUACCAUCCUGGUGUCGGAAAGCAUUCAACAGCGCUACUAUGCCGUCUCUGCGACACUCCUACACGGUGACAGUACCGGAGGAACCGGCCGCUUUACCCGUAGACAAAUCUGACCUGCGGCGCAAGAAUCCGCCGUUGUCCCGGUCCAUGCUGGUGUCCACGUUCAUGGGUCUGAUCAUCAACCAGGCCAAGAACAAGAAUCCUCAAGGCUUGGUGGGACUGAGGAACCUGGGUAACACAUGUUUCAUGAACUCAAUCCUACAAUGUCUGAGUAACACUCCAGAGCUGAGAGACUACUGCCUGAGAGACAUACACCGCACAGACCUCAACAGCAGCUGCAGGACCAACGCUGCUCUUAUGGAAGAGUUCGCUAAACUGACUCAGAACCUGUGGACCUCUGUGAACAACGAGGUCAUCAGUCCCUCUGAUUUCAGGAGCCAGAUCCAGAGAUGCGCUCCCAAAUUUGUGGGCUGCAAUCAGCAGGACGCCCAGGAGUUUCUGCGCUUCUUAUUGGAUGGCCUCCAUAAUGAGGUGAACAGAGUGACGGUCCGACCUAAGAUAUCUGUCGAGGACUUUGACCACCUCUCGGAUGAAGAGAAAGGCAAACGGAUGUGGAAUAUGUAUUUGGAGAGAGAGGACAGUAAAGUAGUGGAUCUGUUUGUCGGACAGCUGAAAAGCUCUCUGACCUGCACUGUCUGUGGCUUCCGCUCCACCGUGUUUGAUCCAUUCUGGGACCUAUCAAUACCUAUUGUACAGAAGAGCUCAGGAGAGGUGACUCUCAAAGACUGCCUUAGACUCUUCACAAAGGAAGAUGUGUUGGAUGGAGAAGAGAGACCGACAUGCAACAGCUGCAAUGCCAGAAGGAAAUGCACCAAAAGAUUCAGCAUCCAGAAGUUCCCACAGAUUCUUGUGCUUCACCUGAAGCGUUUCUCAGACUCAAACACCCGAGCAAGCAAACUCUCCACUUAUGUCAACUUCCCUCUCAAAGAGUUGGACCUGCGGGAGUUUACCUCAGAGAACAGUGAGCGUGCUGUGUAUAACCUGUAUGCAGUAUCCAACCACUCGGGGAACGCUUUGGGAGGCCAUUACACGGCCUACUGCAGGAACCCGGGGCUGGGGGAGUGGUACAGCUACAACGACUCCAGAGUGAGCCCAAUGUCCUCCAGCCAAGUUCGCAGCAGCAACGCCUAUGUCCUCUUCUACGAGUUGGCCACCUCCCCUCACAGCAAAUAUCAGACAUGUCGACUCUAGAUGCUGCAGACGACUGAUAAACUGUCCUAUCCUGAGCCUAAGAAUGGAGUAAGUGGAGUCACAACUGCCUGCUGGAAGAGAGCUCCAUCUAGUGGAGAGAGUCCUGCCAUUACAGACUGUGAAUACGGAGUUCAGAGACAUGUUGCUAAGAAAAACACCCUCUGACCUUCAACUCAGUAUGUUUUUUUGAGGUUAGAGGGUGGAAGGCAUAUUUAUGCUUAAGGACUUAAAGCUGGAACUGACACUGGGAACAAAAGAGUAGAAAUUCAGCUCCAGGCUCAGCUACAAGUCAAACUUUAAAUACUUUAUCGGAGAAUAAGAACAUACUCUUCAUAGUACACAUGCAACAGUGCAUUUAGAAAAUGAUAUAUUUUAGGUUAUUUUCACUCACAAAAAAGACAUUUUACAUAGCUGUUCCUGGACCUAAAUUUAUAUCCUUUCUUGUCAUUUGAGUGGAUAUUUUUUCUUUUUUUAUGCACUUUAAAUAUGGACUAUUAACCUUAAGGACAUUAUUAUAUUAUGAGAGAACAUUACAGAGACUUGAAAAAUGUCUCAAACACCGACUGCAAGUUAUAAUUUAUUCUGUUCAAUAUGAUGCUGGUAAUUGAAAAUGCAUAUACUGUGUGUCAUUUAAAGCCUUAUGUUUUCCUGUUAAUAGAAAUCUAGUAACAGAGAGAGUUUGCUUUAUGUCAAAGCACAUUUUAUUUUUGUACAGUAUUUAUAGGCAACACAGUGAAUGUAACUACUGUGGCAAAGCCAGACAUACCAAAGCAGCUGUGUAAGAUAUACAACAAUACUUCUACCAGGAAUAGUGUAGCUGACUUUUCAUCUAAGUCUGUUCAGAGUAUAUAAUUGAAUUGUAUAUGAUUAAAAUUCAGUGUUGACUUA